UUUAAAAGCGUAUGGUCUCCACACGUUCAUCACCCCCUCCCUCCAUUUCGAUACUUCACCACAUAUCUGAGUUUACUAUUUGCAUACUAUGGCAUCCAUUCUACCCAUUUCUUCACCUUCUUCUUCCCUAUCAACAAGACCCCAUCUUCUCUCUCGUAAUUUCAACGACAAUGGACGACGUCGUACUGUUGUCGUAAGAGCUGAAGGUGGCAGCAGCGGCGAACAUAUAAACCCUGCAAUCAGAAAGAGUGAAGACAAAGUGGUGGACUCUGUGCUCGUUCCUGAACUUUCCAAGCCUCUCACUCCUUAUUGCAGAUGUUGGAGGUCAGGGACAUUUCCUCUUUGUGAUGGAAGCCAUGUUAAGCACAACAAAGCAACUGGAGAUAACGUUGGUCCUUUGCUCUUAAAGAAGUAGUAGACAUUACACACAUUCUCAUGCUUUUCUUUUAUUUCUUUUUCAUUCUCCAACCUCUUUAUCUCUUCCUGCCUAGCUUCUGUUGAGAACACAUUUGAGUUUGUUUCUUAAAAUAGUUAAAAACACUUUUUUCUAGUGGAAAAAGACUACCGUUGAUUUUUCAGUCGUUGUUCAUGAAUCGUAUUUAAUUGUGAUACUAAA
Cucumis sativus (cucumber) is the source of this 616-nucleotide messenger RNA. Its product is annotated as CDGSH iron-sulfur domain-containing protein NEET. The transcript has 2 exons. Gene Ontology annotation, molecular function: 2 iron, 2 sulfur cluster binding. Gene Ontology annotation, cellular component: intracellular membrane-bounded organelle; mitochondrial outer membrane. Gene Ontology annotation, biological process: regulation of autophagy. The record is from RefSeq and is a predicted model, not a curated record. Bases 89 to 415 code for a protein of 108 amino acids. NCBI's taxonomy places the organism in Eukaryota, Viridiplantae, Streptophyta, Magnoliopsida, Cucurbitales, Cucurbitaceae.